AUCCUCACACAUUCACCACACGAUCGUCAUGGAAACAACAACUGCAAAGACCGCCUACGCUCUGUUCCUGCACCGCGCCGAGCUGCAUCGUCGCCGCACACACUUUGCCAAGGUGUCACAGACGAAGAUACAACUAACUAAUCAACUGAUUGCCAAGGUGAAGCAGCGCAUGGACACCUGCAGCUACGAGGAUCUACAGACCUUGGUGCGAGAGCAGCAGUUCAAGCGUUUGCUCGAGAAGAAGCUCAAGCAUCGGGCCAAGCAGCUCAAGGCCUUGGUCAAACAGAACCGCAAGCUGAAAAGACUCCAGUAGAAUAGUGAACCGGGAACAGACUAGAUGGCACUGAAUCAUAGAAUCAGUACUUAGUUCAAUUAAAUACUCAUUUAUUGCCUUUAUAAAGGCAG
Molecule: messenger RNA, 405 nt
Organism: Drosophila virilis
Lineage: Eukaryota; Metazoa; Arthropoda; Insecta; Diptera; Drosophilidae
Source: RefSeq, a predicted model, not a curated record